Bombus impatiens (common eastern bumble bee) is the source of this 5321-nucleotide messenger RNA. Its product is annotated as protein IFH1. The record is from RefSeq and is a predicted model, not a curated record. The transcript has 3 exons. Bases 1593 to 5198 code for a protein of 1201 amino acids. Lineage: Eukaryota; Metazoa; Arthropoda; Insecta; Hymenoptera; Apidae.
AUCAGUGAGCAGUUUACCAGUUUAUAUUGUUAGGAUCAAUGGGAUCAGACGUCAGAAUGGAGUGAGUUGAGUCAGAAAAAUCCAAUGACGUCUUGGAAUGUGUAGGCGUGCUGAACCUGGGAGAGGGUUUUACCAGACCACCUGUAGCGAUGACGAAAUAUUCGCCGAAUACAAGAUAUACGAAGCAAACGAAAGAGGAGAAACGAAGGAAAUAAGACAAGGGCAUCACGGAUAGAUCCGGUCCUGGCUCGCGAUUCCGUGGAGCGGGGGCGGCGGCGACGAAGUGGAAGGCAACGAGGAGGUACCGACAGUAGCUCCCAGACAGUGACUCCGCGCGUAACGACAUGUAACCGGUGGAUAAAUCUUCUGAGUGUUAUGUCAUCGAUGACAAUUGUUCGUCAGCCACGAUUUCAUCGUCGACGAUUCGUGCAUGGUCAAGGAUAAAGGUGUCGUUGCAGGAAUGCGUGCAGGAACCCCGUGAAAAAAGCUGAAAGGAAGGGAACGCGCUUGUUGGAAACGGACCUUGAAGUCGCGAAGUCGGGACAGUGGAAAGGAUUAAAGAAUUUCGAGGAGAGAGAUUUAGGGUGCGACAAGGCCGGCGCAACCACCGUGUAAGCAGCGACAGAGAGAAAGAGAGAGAAAGAGAGAGGGAGGGGGAGGGAGGGAGAGAGAGAUAGAGAGAAUAACGCCGGUGGAAAGAGAGAAGCGAAUAGUUGAAGAGAAGCUCGAUGGGUCGAACAUACUCAGUGCUGCCAGCCGUAAGCUCGACGGAGUCGACGCCGCAAGCUCGAUGCAAAUCGACGUUGUAGAUACCUCGAUGAAAAUCGACGAGCUCGCUGAUCCUCUGCUCUCGCUCGCCCUGCUCUAUAUCGCGGUUCGAUAGCCGGGUGAACGUCGACGACCUCCGGCAUCGGUGGAUUCGACACCUUCGCGAUACCGUCGUGUUUUUAGAUAAUAGAUAAUAGUAAUCGGCGGUGUAGCCGUGAAUCUUCAGUUCGACGUCCGGUGUGGAUCAAAACUGGCGGAAAGUUUCCGCUGUCGCGAAACGUACAACAAAAAGAACGGAGGAGAAGCGAAUAAAAUUAAGCGGUCGAACACUGGCAACGGAAACGUCGAGGAAGACAAGAGCGUGGCCUAUGUGUCCGGUGCAUCUUGUUCGCGGAAGUGCUAGGUCAACAAUGUCAAUGCCCUUAAGAUCGAUCGUUGCUUGCUUGAAAUUGUCUUGUUUGUUAAUGGACGGUGAGAAAUUGACUUCAGGGUGAGUCGAACCUGAUCAGGGUGAAUCCGAGCCACCCAUGAUACCGCUUAAUCACUUAGUCGAUGGAGCUGCAUAGUAUAAGGUUAUCACAGUGUAUGCUUAGCGAGCGAUCGGGCGAUGUAAUCGCGAAUAAAAAAACUAUCCUUUGCGAGCCGACUGAUGUAGAAAUAUCGAUGUACAGUGAAUAUUUUAAGAGUUACUUUUAGAUAGCACGUUCUGGUUGAUCGGCGGGCCGAGAAGUUACUUAACGCGAUUGGAAGAAGAGGAGCGGUUGUCAGAAGAAGUCGUCUCGGUGGACGGGUGGCAGAGUAAUAACCGCUCGUUGGAUGGAGUGAUGAGCGGGGCCCCUGCACGGGGCACAGCGCCCCGUCGACAAAGACGUCAUCAUCAUCAUCACCAUCACCAUCAUCAAAAGCAUCAGAAGCAGAUUCGGCAAGAACGGUCCUCGGACGAACCGGAAGAGAAACGGCCGAAAGUGAAUCCGAUUUUUCUCUGGGCAUCGCAGCGAGAGCAAAGAAUCGUCGAGGUAAGAUGCGAGGACUACGACAAAAGGAAUCGUAUCAAGUUGACGAAGACGGCGCAAGGAUGGCGUUCGAUACCGAGAACGGCGUCCAACAUGUACUCGACUGCCUUGGGAGUUACCUCCCAGAAGACGAGCAGCGCAAACUCUUCGAAUUCGUCCGACACAAACGAAGAAAAAGACAUCAACAAUCAGACAGGGCAUACAACGCUCAACCUUCGACAUAUCUGCGCGAACGAGCUAGCCAACGGGCGAACCAACGGUUUCGUCGGCAAGGACGAUGUUGGAAAAAAGAGAAGUUACGAUGAGGUUAGUAGAAAGAGCAAACAUCGACGUGAUUACGGAUUUCCUCUGGACGAAAUGCGGAAUAACGCAAAGAUCAAAGAAAAUUGGGACGAGGAACGACAAAGAGUACCAUGUUCCGACGAUGACGACGACGAGGAGGACAUAGAAGAGGAGGACGAAGAAGAAGAGGAAGAGGAGGAGGACGACGACGACGACGAGGAGGAGGAAGAGGAGGAGGAGGAGGAGGAUGAAGACGAGGAGCAAGAGGACGACGACGAAGAAGACGCGAACGAAAACGAGAUAAAGGAGGGAAAUAAGUUCGAGAAAGAUGCGUCGAGCUGCAACGGAAGGAACAAUCUCGAAAGGCUGCAGAAAGAUAAGCUGUUUCAACCGCGAGUAGUACUGGAACAACUACAUUUUUCUCAAUUGCCUCAAGGCGUUCAUCAGAAUGUCCUUCAAAGACGGGGAAAAGACGAGAAGGGGCAGGGCGAGGAUGAUGUUAUCGCCGGUGAAGAGAAGCCAGCAGUGGAUAAUGAAAAAAGAAAACACGUGAACAAGGCAGGCAUUCAGGACAUAUUGAACAUGAUCGAUGUCACGGCCUCGCCGGUUCUAGCUACCGAUACGCCUAGUGCUGAUUUGCCCGUCGACUCGACGAAAACGUACGAGGUUCUCAACGAGAAUCUUCAUAAUAAACCCAGUGAGAGUAAAAUCAAAGACUUUAGCGCAGCGGUUCUCACGGAAUUAUCGGGUAAGGUUAAAGAACAAUCGAGGAACGAAGCGAUUUCCAGCUAUCAACAGCUGGAAGAUAUCGUUAAAACGAACGACAAUCUCGCCGGCGAUAAAAUACAGAUCCACGAAGAGAAGAUAUUCACCAAUUACGAAAACGAAGAAGAGAAGAAGCCCGAAACGAAGAACGAUGUCAUCAUCGUUUCUAUAAAGAACAACAUUUCGGACUCGAAAUCGUGCAAGAUUGCCGAAGCGGACGGUGGCCUUGGAAAUAGACCAAAGUGUAGAACGAAUUCUCAUUCUAAAUGGCAAAGUAUGAUGUCUGUGGACGACGCGCAAUUGGAAGCGGAAGACGAGCGACCCGACGAACCCGGUGAACCAGUGAAAAUAGAUUAUAACGAUAGCUCGAAGAUUUUGAAUGCGCUGAGAAAUACACCAGGUCUUUCGGUUUCUAUUACCAGGACUCACACUCCGGAAAUAACGAAAAAUAUAGCUAUGUCGUUGACGAGACCAGCGUCGAAAGCGUCGUCGUCGUCGUCGAGUCGAUCACCCGAUUCUCAAGCAGAGUGCGUCGAAAGAUUGUUGAAGAACACGGAUUCUGCAACGGAAACGCAAGGAACCACGACUUCUCCGAAGAAUCUUCCCGGUUUGUCCAUUAUCAUACCCAGUUACCGAUAUCGAAAUUCUCAAAUAAUCGCGAAUCAUUCGACUUCUCCGAGUACGAAAUCGCGCGUCGAGUCGCCGGAAAGUACCGUGAAUUUCCCCAAGAACGAGGUUUAUUCGGGCGAGUCGAAGACGGGCGGAUUUCCUCACGAGGACGACGACAACGAGAGAGACUUGGAAGAGGAAGAAGAUGAUUGCGAUUCGCAAGUAUUGGAAGAUCUUAGACGACAGAAAGUCGCCGACUCGCUAGCUUACGAGUCCGAUAGGGAUUACUUCCACAGGCAAAACAUAGGAAACUCGGAAGAUCGGAAGACUCCUCUGGAGAAUACGAAAAAUCAGGCUCAUUGGAUCAGCUCGAGCAGAAACAGCGAGGCUCAAGCUAAAUGCAAGUAUCAGGAUGUAGAACAUUUCGACGAGCAAGUCCUCGAGGAACUUCGGACACGUGGCACCGUUGUCUCGCCGCAACCGAGUGGAAUUCCAUGUUCCCCGGCUUCCAGGAGACCCUCUUCCGCGUAUCUCGAGAGAUUGCUACCUAGUCCCCCUUGUUCGGUAUCUUGUUCGGAAGACGCGAAGAACGAUCUAACUUUGAAAGGUAUUUUGUCGUCGCCGAAUCAGUUGGAGGUCAGAGAUUACGAGAAGCAGAAAGAGAUUUCGAAUCGCUGCGAUCAAAUACCCAGCGAUCAUCUUACUAUUCGUGCCGAUCCGAAGGACAUGGAGAGAAGUAGCGUAAACAGGAAAGGUAACAGAAGUUUUCAGGAACGAUUGAACGUUCACACUCAGGAGAUAAGGAACUCUGGUAGACCAAUGUCCAGCGGUGAUAUCCAUAGUACGUACUUCGUGACGGAUCGAGCCACACCCAAGAGACCAAUGUCCGCCGAAUGGUCAGUUGGUAGGCAAAAGAACCAAUCGAGUUCCUAUCAAAAAUCAUCUGCAAAGCAUCGAAUGCACGCCAUGGAGGAAGCUUGCGCCACGUCCAGUAGCACCGACAACCUUUUGGAUCCUGCUAGUCAGCUUAGAGAAUUGAUCGAGACGUCCGGACAUUUGAUACCGGAUCCGCUUCUGGUACCGAGAGACUAUUUGCCGGGUCUGGCAGCGGCUCCGGCCACUGAAAUUCCGAAACUGUUGGCCUCCAGGCCAGAACUAAGACUGCCAGAAGCGCUAACCAGGCCGGAUCUCCUUAGGGAUCCAGAUUUAUUGGUGAUAUCCUUGGCUCAUCUUCAGCACGUCCUCGAUCACGGCGAGGGUCCGGUCUGCAGGUCACGACAGUCGCAUCCAAGAAUCAACAACGGCACUAACAGAGGAUCCGGUCACGCGAGCAACGGAACGAAAAACGCGUUGCAAACGAGACCCAAGCUCAGCUGCAAACCAAUCGGCACGCUAAUGCCGGCACCGAUCGAUCUCUCCAGUGGUCGAAGAACCACCACUUACCUCCCGUUGCUCAGGGUACGGAGCGGAUUACUUAAACAGGAACCGGAAGUCAGCUCCACGGCCAAUUCGCCCGAAGAGUCGCAACUUUGGCAUCCUCUGUUCGGCAGCCAGAAGAGGCCGCAGCAGCAACAACAAUACCAGCAGCAACCACAGCAUCAUCAGCAUCAGCACCAACACCACAAUCAUCAGCAACAGAAUCAGAAUCAACAGCAACGUCAGAGUCAACAUCAACACCACAAUCACCAGCACCAGCAACAACAUCAGCACCAGCACCAACAUCAACACCCCUCCUGGCAUAGGACUACUUUAGCGUCCUGACCACUGUGACCUUGACCCUGACCGCAAGUCGAAUAGUCCUAGUAGAAGAAAAGAGAGGAAUCUUCUCGCUAGCGAAGAAACGCAUCCGCGAGAUCCUUUUACCGGUUCUCGAAAAUCGAGCCA